GCUCAACGCGAGUGGUUGCUGUAUUAAUCGAGCGCUUUUCUAUAUUAGAAAGAGAAAGAGUACGUCCCUCUCUCCCUUCUACCUAUCCGUACAACUACGAAAUAAGCAUUCAAAGACAAUACAGCCGGAAAACAUGUCGACAUUUGAAUUGAGAAAUUUGGACGAAUGCCUGGAAAAACAUUUGCCAGCUAAGGAGCUACAAGAAGUCAGGCGCAUACUCUAUGGAGUUGAGAAAGACCAAUCUUUGGAACUGCCAGAGAGCGCUCGCCAGACCGCUUCGCAGAAUGGCUUUGAGAUCAAAGGCUUUAAAUUUGAGGCACGCCCCGAGGAGCUGCGUAAGCCGCGGUUGGUUCGAAUUGGUGCCAUACAAAAUAGCAUUGCUUUGGUAACAACGGCACCUAUUGAAGAGCAGCGCGAGGCCAUUUGGAAUAAAGUGAAGAGCAUGAUCAAAGCGGCGGCACAGGCUGGCUGCAACAUCGUAUGCACCCAGGAGGCGUGGACCAUGCCCUUUGCCUUCUGCACACGUGAGAAGUUUCCCUGGUGCGAGUUUGCCGAGGAGGCGGAACGUGGGCCGACGACCAAAAUGCUGUCAGAACUAGCAAAGGCCUACAACAUGGUCAUCAUACACUCCAUCUUGGAGCGAGAUAUGGAGCAUGGGGAGACGAUUUGGAAUACGGCUGUCGUAAUCUCGAAUAGUGGUCGGUAUAUGGGCAAGCAUCGUAAGAAUCACAUACCACGUGUGGGCGACUUCAAUGAGUCCACCUACUACAUCGAGGGCAAUACGGGACAUCCCGUUUUUGAGACGGAGUUCGGCAAGCUGGCGAUCAAUAUUUGCUAUGGCCGCCAUCAUCCACAGAAUUGGAUGAUGUUCGGUUUGAACGGAGCAGAAAUUGUGUUCAAUCCGUCGGCUACAAUUGGACGUCUCUCGGAACCCCUAUGGAGCAUAGAGGCAAGGAAUGCAGCUAUAGCGAACAGUUACUUUACAGUGGCUAUCAAUCGAGUCGGCACUGAGGAGUUCCCCAAUGAAUACACCUCAGGGGAUGGUAAGGCAGCGCAUAAGGAUUUUGGCCCCUUCUAUGGCUCAACAUAUGUGGCGGCACCAGAUGGCUCCAGAACUCCCAGCUUAUCGCGCUGUGAAGAUGGUGUGCUAGUCACUGAGCUAGAUCUGAAUUUGUGCCGACAGGUUAAGGACUUCUGGGGCUUCCGCAUGACCCAACGGCUUCCACUCUAUGCUGAGUCAUUCAGUAAAGCAGCGCAACUGGAUUUCCAGCCACAAAUUGUGCGGGAGAAGUAAUAGAAAUUUUAUUGUAUUACAAGACCUAUUGGCAA
Molecule: messenger RNA, 1329 nt
Organism: Drosophila hydei
Lineage: Eukaryota; Metazoa; Arthropoda; Insecta; Diptera; Drosophilidae
Product: beta-ureidopropionase
Exons: 4
Coding region: 134-1294 (386 amino acids)
Molecular function (GO): beta-ureidopropionase activity
Source: RefSeq, a predicted model, not a curated record